GAGAGCUCCAGACCUCCCGGCUACUCAGAAGCCCUCGGACUGCCCGGACCGCGCGAUGGAGUCGACCGGCAGCGUCGGGGAGGCCCCGGGCGGACCCCGGGUGCUGGUGGUGGGCGGCGGCAUCGCGGGGCUGGGCGCGGCGCAGAGGCUCUGCGGCCACUCCGCCUUCCCGCACCUGCGGGUCCUGGAGGCCACGGCCCGCGCCGGGGGCCGCAUCCGCUCGGAGCGCUGCUUCGGUGGCGUGGUGGAGGUGGGCGCGCACUGGAUCCAUGGGCCCUCCCGGGGUAACCCCGUCUUCCAGCUGGCUGCUGAGUACGGGCUGCUGGGGGAGAAGGAGCUGUCCCAGGAGAACCAGCUGGUGGAGACCGGGGGUCACGUGGGCCUGCCCUCCGUGAGCUACGCCAGCUCCGGGGCCAGCGUGAGCCUCCAGCUGGUGGCGGAGAUGGCGACUCUGUUCUACGGCCUGAUAGACCAGACCCGGGAGUUCCUGCACGCUGCAGAGACCCCGGUGCCCAGCGUCGGGGAGUACCUCAAGAAGGAGAUUGGCCAGCACGUGGCCGGCUGGACAGAGGAUGAGGAGACCAGGAAGCUGAAGCUGGCCGUCCUGAACUCCUUCUUCAACCUGGAAUGCUGUGUGAGCGGCACCCACAGCAUGGACCUGGUGGCCCUGGCACCCUUUGGGGAGUAUACCGUGCUGCCGGGGCUGGACUGCACCUUUUCUAAGGGCUAUCAAGGACUCACAAACUGCAUGAUGGCCGCCCUGCCGGAGGACACUGUAGUUUUUGAGAAGCCUGUGAAGACCAUCCACUGGAACGGGUCCUUCCAGGAGGCAGCCUUUCCCGGGGAGACCUUUCCAGUGUCGGUAGAGUGUGAGGAUGGAGACCGGUUCCCGGCGCACCAUGUCAUCGUCACCGUGCCCUUAGGUUUUCUUAGGGAACAUUUGGACACCUUCUUUGACCCUCCCCUGCCGGCUGAGAAGGCAGAAGCAAUCAGGAAGAUAGGCUUUGGGACCAACAACAAAAUCUUCCUGGAGUUUGAGGAGCCCUUCUGGGAGCCAGACUGCCAGCUGAUCCAGCUGGUGUGGGAGGACACGUCGCCCCUGGAGGAUGCUGCCCCUGAGCUACAGGACGCCUGGUUCCGGAAGCUCAUUGGCUUUGUGGUCCUGCCUGCCUUUGCGUCUGUCCACGUUCUCUGUGGGUUCAUUGCCGGACUUGAGUCUGAGUUCAUGGAGACUCUGUCGGAUGAAGAAGUACUUCUGUGUCUCACCCAAGUGCUCCGGAGAGUGACAGGAAACCCACGGCUCCCCGCGCCCAAGAGCGUCCUGCGGUCUCGCUGGCACAGCGCCCCGUACACUAGGGGGUCCUACAGCUACGUGGCCGUGGGCAGUACUGGGGGCGACCUGGACCUGCUGGCUCAGCCCCUCCCUGCAGACGGCGCCGGCGCCCAGCUCCAGAUCCUGUUUGCGGGGGAAGCCACACAUCGCACGUUUUACUCCACGACGCACGGGGCUCUGCUGUCGGGAUGGAGGGAGGCCGACCGCCUCCUCAGUCUGUGGGCCCCGCAGGUGCAGCAGCCCAGGCCCAGGCUCUAGCUGGGCCCAGCCUACUCUGUUCCACCCGUGUCGGGGGUAGGCUGGGACCCUCAUUUCUUCUGACAGAUUUCAGUCUGGCUUGAAAUUUGGGGAUGUUAAUGAGGGUCCUCUGGUUUUUGGUAACCAGGGCCACCUUCUCAGUUCUUGUGUCUGUUAUUGGAGUCUGGCCAGGGUUGACUUGAGCUGAGACACCAGAUGCUCACGGAGAUGCUGGACACAUAAAGCAAGUUACAGCCACA
Homo sapiens (human) is the source of this 1830-nucleotide messenger RNA. It is a transcript of the gene PAOX, whose product is annotated as polyamine oxidase. The coding region runs from base 56 to 1591 and encodes 511 amino acids. The transcript is spliced from 7 exons. The record is from RefSeq and is marked validated. Gene Ontology annotation, biological process: polyamine catabolic process; spermidine catabolic process; spermine catabolic process. Gene Ontology annotation, cellular component: cytoplasm; peroxisomal matrix; peroxisome. NCBI's taxonomy places the organism in Eukaryota, Metazoa, Chordata, Mammalia, Primates, Hominidae. Gene Ontology annotation, molecular function: N(1)-acetylpolyamine oxidase activity; polyamine oxidase activity; oxidoreductase activity.